Hippopotamus amphibius kiboko is the source of this 6495-nucleotide messenger RNA. RefSeq names its product lebercilin LCA5 (gene LCA5). The coding region runs from base 2522 to 4597 and encodes 691 amino acids. The transcript is spliced from 7 exons. Gene Ontology annotation, cellular component: axoneme. The record is from RefSeq and is a predicted model, not a curated record. Lineage: Eukaryota; Metazoa; Chordata; Mammalia; Artiodactyla; Hippopotamidae. Gene Ontology annotation, biological process: intraciliary transport.
ACAGUUACUUGUUUGCUUUAUCUCACAGUGCACAUGUACAGGCUUGAGAAUAACAAUACCAACAAUGUAAUUAUUGAAAGUAGUUUUUGGAAAAAUUUUGUACCUUUUUUGUCAGUAGGAUAUAUCUCACUAGGGAUUAUGUUUUAAAGUCGUUAGAACUGGUUAAUCUGUGUGAUUUUACCACCGACUGUAUAUAUAGUUACAUUUAUUUGUUUCGUUUUCUUUUGAUUCAUAGGAAAUGCUUUUUAAAAAUCUAAUUUCUGAAAAUUAUUAUUUGCAAAAUCGAGUCUACAGAAGUUAUGAAGAAGUCUAGCUCCUAUCCCUGUGCCUAAACUCUGCUUCCUGCCUUCCUCUACAGCUAUACUGUCCAAUCAGCUAACCCCAGUGCAUGUGGCUUUUAACAUUUAAAUUGAUUAAAAUUUAGCAUAAUUAAAAAUUAGUUCCUCAUUCACAGUUGCCACAUUUCAGGUGUUCAGUAGCUACAUGUGGCUAGCUAUCAUAUUGAACAGAUUUUAGAACAUUUCCAUUCUUGCUGAAAGUUCUGUUAGACAGCCCUGCCCUAGAGAACCCAUUGUUUUUUCAUUGUGUUUAAUUUAUUCUUCUACAAUACUUUUUAAAAAUAUCAAAAGUUGUAUAUAUAAAUUUAUAAUCCUCCUUCUUUGAUAAAUGGUAGUGUGCUAUACAUGCUUUUCUCCCUCUUCUGAAUAUAUCCUGGCGAUCACUCCAGACUGCAGAGAAUAUACAAAGGUAUCCUCAUUCCUUUAAUAUCUUUGUAGUACUGUACUUCACUGUGUGGAGGUUUACAGUGUAUGCAGCCAGUUCCCUAUUGAUGGUCAUUUUGAUUGUUUUAGUCCUUUAACACUACAAAAGUGCUGCACUGAAUAGUAGUGCUGCUUUGUGCGUAUGUCUUUUUCAUUUGUUGCUAGACCCAGUGUACUUUUUUUUUAUGAGAAAAGAAGUAAUUUUUAUUCGUCUUCUUUGUAGACCCAAUAUACUUUAAACCCUAAUUUCAUCAAUAGGCUUUUCAUUUCUUAUAAAUAUUAAAAACAAUUAUUAUAAUUAUAAAGGUGAUCCAAUUUCAUUUUAUUAGAAAACAAAACUAUAAUAAGAGAGAUAAAGUUAUCUAAAAUUCAUGUUGCCCAGACAGACUUUAUAUUGGUACAUAUAUAUACCUUGGUUUGCAAUUUUUUUUCAGUUCCUGAAUUCAGUUAAAAAGAAUACUCAGUGUUUUCAGUAUUUUUCAGACUGUGUAGUUGAGAUCAUAUUGUAUUUACCAGUUUGAAUUUUUUCUUUUUACUGUAAUACUAUAAGCAUCUUCCUUGUUAACACAGACUUUUUGUAAACAUUUCUAACAGCUGUGUGAUGCUGUGCUAUAUUGAUUUUUUUGAAUACUUUUAAUUUCUUAGUUAUUUUGCAGUGGUUAGACAUUCAGGUUGCUUCCUUUUUAGUUUUUUGGUUUUUUGAUUGUACUGUAUUAAACAUUUGUGCAUAACUUUCCCCCUAUUUUUAGGGUAAUAUUCGUGGUAUCCAGGAAUGGAAUUAUUGGAACAAAGGUUAAAAGCAUAAUUGAAGUUUUAAUAUAUUUUGCCAACUUUUCUCCCAAUAUUUUCUUGAUAGUCAUUCUGGAAGCAUUGAGUGUUAUUUUGAGAAAUCUGUGAUAAUUUGAUAGGUUUAAAAAUGGUAUCUGAGGUUGAAUAUUUUUAUGUGCCUGUAGUUUGUAUUGCCUGCUAUGGGUCUUAACAUGUAUUUGUCCAUUUAUUUUUUGACCUCAUAUUAUUCUUAUGGCAUGAUAUGAGGUAUUUAUUUAUUGUUAAGGAUGGUAACCAUUGUUCUGUCAUGUUGCAAAUGUUUUUUCAUCAGGUGCUUUAAUUUGAUUAAUUUAUUACAUACUUCAGUUUUACAUUUUUAUGCAGUCAAUCUUAGAUAUUUUUCUUUGGUUUUGUUAGCAGGCUUGUCAUUUACACCCCCUCCCACCACAAAAAAAAAGGAAGAAAGAAAUUGGGGAUUUGAUCAUUAUUCACCUGUUAAAAAUCAGCACUUGUGUUUAUUUUAAAUCUUGAGAGUCAAGGAAGUCAAAUUCAAUUAACGUUUAUUCAGAAGCAAGUAUAUGUCAGGUAUUUUAUAUGUUCUCUAUCUAGACUAUUACAGUUUGUCUUUUCUCCAAAUACUGUAAAUAACUAUGUGUGUAAAUGUAGGUGAAUUAAAUUACAGCCUCUUUUAAAAAUUAUAAGCAGUGUAUUAUUUUGCUUUUAGUAUCUUCCAUUGUAAUUAACUGUAGAAAUGUAUUUCAUGAAAUAUGUUGAGUUUCCUUCCCCCUUCCUUAAUUGUAGGGGAAAAAGUGUAUCUUCUGGUCGCUAUUGUGAGUGGUGGGCUACAGAUACAUAGAGAAAACAAAUUGCACAGACAUGAAUAUUAUCCCCAGGAUCUGAAGACUCUCAAAAAUAUUCUUCGGGCUUGCCACAGAUUUUCCUGAAGAAAAGAAUCUGUGAAAUUAUGUGAAUACAGGCGAUUUUUCAGAGUCAUGGGGGAAAGAGAAAGAAGUCCAGACACUGAUCGAGAAAGUAAGGCAGACAGACACUAUUACUCUUACUGUUCAUCUGAUUUUGGAACUACACCACAGUCUUCUGGCCAGUCAUCGCUGGUCCAUCCCUCCUCACCUACGAGUAUUAAGGCAAAAAAUCCUAAAAAACAAAUUUCAGACAGCCAUGUGCAUCAUCAAGUCCCUAGGAAACCAAGCCCUAAGGGUCCACCAAACAGACAGAGAGUCCGAGUAGGAUUUCGCUCCCAGAGCCUCAACAGGGAGCCACUUCGGAGAGAUACUGAUCUUGUUACAAAAGGGGUUCUUUCUGCAAGACUGCUAAAAAUCAAUGAAUUGCAGAAUGAAGUAACUGAACUCCAGGUCAAGUUAGCUGAGCUGCUAAAAGAAAAUAAGGCUUUGAAAAGGCUUCAGUACAGGCAGGAGAAAGCCCUGAAUAAGUUUGAAGAUACAGAAAAUGAAAUCUCACAACUUAUUGCUCGUCAUAACAAUGAGAUUACAGCACUCAAAGAACGUUUAAGAAAAUCUCAAGAGAAAGAACGGGCAACUGAGAAAAGGGUGAAAGAUACAGAAGAUGAACUAUUUAGGACAAAAUUUUCUUUACAGAAACUGAAAAAGAUCUCUGAAGCUAGACACCUACCUGAACGAGAUGAUUUAGCAAAGAAACUCGUCUCAGCAGAGUUAAAAUUAGAUGACACUGAGACAAGAAUUAAGGAACUAUCAAGAAACCUUGAGCUAAGCACUAACAGUUUCCAACGACAGUUGCUUGCUGAAAGGAAAAGGGCAUACGAGGCUCAUGAUGAAAAUAAAGUUCUUCAAAAGGAGCUACAACAACUAUAUCACAAAUUAAAGGAAAAGGAGAGAGAACUGGACAUAAAAAACAUAUAUUCUAAUCGUCUGCCAAAGUCUUCUCCAAAGAAAGAAAAAGAACUUACAUCAAGAAAAAAUGCUGCAUGCCAGAGUGAUUUUACAAACCAGUAUACCAAAGGAGUACAAACCAGUGAAGACUUCGAGCUGGAAGAAUAUCCUAUAACAUCACCAACAGUUAUGUGUUAUGAAAACAAAUGGGAAGAACCUGAACGUCUUUCUUUGGAUCUGGAGUCUCAAGAGAGAGAUGAUCAUGAAGAAGCAGGAAUUCUAAACCCAGUUGUGGAAAGAGAAGACAGAUUUGUUAAAGGACUCCAUGUUGUGAAACUGGAGGAUGACUGGGAAAGAGAAAAACUUGCUGAAAAGCAAAAGGAAAAGACAUCUUUGUUGGAGAGAGAAGAAAAGCCAGUGUUGGAAACUGGAAGAUACCAAAUGGAAAUGUACCAAAUUCAAAAUACUGAUAAAUUGGAAGAAGAGGAAGAAGAAAGGCUAAAGAGAGAAAUGCUACUUGAUAAACUGAAUGAUAUCAACAGAGAACUCCAAGAUUCUCAGAAUUUAAAAUAUCCUUCUCUGCCAUUGCUUCCUGAUUUGAAAUCAAAACUGCACUCCCCAGAGAGAAACCCCAAAACAUACAUGUUCUCUGAAUCCUCAGAAAGAUUAUUUAAUGGGCAUCAUUUGCAAGACAUCGCUUUUUUAAAUAUAAAAGGAGAUGGUCAGAAUCCAGGCAAUAUUAGAAGCCCAGCCUCUCCAGAUGAGCUUGCAUUUGGUAGCUAUGUGCCUUCAUUUACAAAAACAUCAGGGAAGUUAAAUCCAGUUAGCCAAAAAAGUGGCCUUUUGGAUUUCCAAAGAAACAAUAUAGAGAAAUUUAGUAAAGACAGUGUAGAUUUAAUCACAAGAAAAGAGAAAAAAGCGAAUCUGAUGGAACAGCUAUUUGGUGCCAGUGGCAGCAGCAGCAUUUCCUCUAAAAGCAGUGACCCAAAUUCUCUGGCUGCUACCAAAGGAGACUUUGAGCCUCUAAAUUUUCUCCCUGGGGACAAAAGCAGCAGGGGUAGGGAUGAUGAUGAUGACGACUUCUUCAGUGAAGGAAGAAGUUUUAAUCCGAAUAGUCACCGAUUAAAACAUGCAAACAAUAAGCCAGCAGUAAAAGUGGUUGAUUCUGUAGAAGAUGAAAUUGAAGAAGUAGCACUGAGAUGACUGACUAGAAUGUUUUUUCAAUUGUAAAUAUUAAAAUAUUUUAAUACAGUAUUUAUUAUAAACAUUUAGACUUUUUAAUAUUAAAAAGUUCUUAUUAAGGAAUAAUUUUUAAUGUAUAAAUACAAUGGAAAUAAAAGUAAAUCAUAUCACACCACAUAGCUAAUUUGCCAAGAAUGAAGGAGGCUCUUUUGACUGAAACCAAAAAUAGAGACAUAUCUUACUUUUCUUUUUACAAAUAAGUUUUACCUCUUGAGUCCGCUUUAUGGGGAGUUUUACUCCAUUGGCAUAAAAAUUCAUUUUCUAUGUUGUCCCUAUUUAUUUAUUUAUUUUUGGUCCUAUCCUCACUGAGCUAAAUACAGUCCUCCCGCUGAUUGUCGAAUGGAAUUGAAGAGUGAGAGGCCCUGUUCGGAAGCGUAGCUCCCAAGAGGCAGAAAGCUGGUGCUACGCAGGAGCCCUGUCCUCUGUGACGAGGGGUGAGGGGUCCCUUUCUUAUAUGGAAAGGCUGAGCUGCUCUUAAGUGGAAACAGUGACAACAUGGGAACUUCCCAUUCCUCUGGAAGUAACCACAGUUAAAUGCUACUCGUUUCCCAAUUACAGAGUCUCGUUAAAUCACUUACCUACAACUGUGCUAACACAUUAGGUUCAAUUCAGAAGAUGUUUGUCUGUUUGCAUGGACAGUUCCCUGUCCUGGCUUCCAGAGGUGUGGCUGCAGUGUAAUCAGUAAUUCCUCUCCUAUGCUUUUCUUGUCUCAGUGACUGGAUGUGAGAUUUCAUACCAAAUACAUGGAAUAGAAGGUACAUCCAAAUACAUCCCAAUAUUGCAAGAUUUUCAACUCAAUUAUGUUUCCAGAUAACGUAACUAGGAAAUUUUAAUAUGUACUUUUAAGAUUUGAACUUACUGUCAAACCAAAGAGAAAUGAUAGUGUGAUACUAUUGGACUUACAGGACUAACUUUAAAGCAGCCAUGGUUAAAACUUUUUUAGAGAUGGGGCUUCUGCCUUGCUGAGUAGGGUGGAUGAUUUUCUUUUCAAAAGUGUGUGGUCUUUUGCUGUUUGUAGCUCACUUCAGCUGCAAAGGAGUUGAUGACCUUGGAUUAUGCUGGGCAUGACUGGUCUUUAAGAAGCAGUAAUACACCACCAACCAAGGAGAAAACACAGUUCAGAUAAAGGGUGGUGGAAGUAGUGUGUCAGGGGAAGAAUAAAUAAAUGUUGAUUGGCACUUAUUCUAAAGUGAACUGUUUUUUUCAAGAAUUUACUACGUAUUUGCUCAUAGUAUGAUUUCUGAUGCCAAGCAUACAUAAUGAUGAGGGGACUAGUUGCUGUUUUAUCUUGAAUUCUUAUAAACACUUAUUAUUGAUAUAACUUCAUAAUUAUUUGAUAAGACUUACCUGGUUAGGUCUCUAAUUAAAAUAGACGUACCACCUAGCAUCUUCUAAAUUGUGUUCCUGUUAUUUACUGGGAACUGAAUCUCUCAAAAGUGCUAAACUAUAUUAAAAUUUUUUUAAUAGAGAUUUUUUAUGAUUGAUAUAAAUAAGCAUUUAGUAUGUUGUAAAUCAUUCUAAUAUAUGUAAACCACAAUAUUAUUGUAAUGCAGUUCUUGAUCAAAUAUUAUUAUGUAAUCUUAAUUUUGUUCAUAGCUGCUAAUUUUUCAGCCGAAAGUAUUCUAAUUUUUAGGGUUUUUUUGCUUUAAAGGCUUUUUUAAAAGUCCUUUAGUAAAGUUUUAUGUUCAGGUCAUUUUAAUUACCCUUGCUUUUUUCUGCCUGACGUUUUCUAGUCUUUUUAACCAGAUGCAAUAAGGCAGAAGUAUUAAAAUUAAACCUAAAAUUAAGUUAUAGACUUAGAAGCAUUAUGGUGUUGAGCAUUAAAAUUGGAGAUUAAAAUGUACAGAACAAGUUUUUCU